This is a messenger RNA of Seminavis robusta, 1020 nucleotides long. The record is from the annotation of a GenBank genome assembly. Lineage: Eukaryota; Bacillariophyta; Bacillariophyceae; Naviculales; Naviculaceae.
AUGAUUGACGACGGUGCAGCUAUCAGCAGUGAAGGCAUAGCCCCCUUCUCAUUGGACCAACUCCUAGGAUCCAGGGCAGGAGAUGAAGGGAAUGAUCACGAUGACAUGAGCGUCAAACUGGAGGAGAUUCUCGAGAAGAGACGGGACGCUGCCUCAUUGAAAAGCUUCAGUAACGAGAAGAAGGAUGAUAAAGACAGGCAUGAGGAAUAUCUGAUGGAGCAACAGGAACAAGCGGGUAUAUUGGCUCUGGUGCAAGAUCACACCAGAAAAACGCGUCGUCGUGGUUCCAUUCGAAGCCAGUCGAUCGAUCGUCAAAGCUUAUGUGUCAGCGGUCGAUGUGAGAGGACCAGAGGAACAAGCAAGGACGGCUUAGCUGCACGAAAUCUACGUAGCCUUGACUCUUAUGUUGAGAAAACCAAGAACAACCGUCGGGUCACUCGGGAUGACAUAAGCAUCGGAACCAGCACGAGUGGGUCCAGCGGUGGGUUCUACGGCAGAAAGUUCAACCCCUACAGCCUCUACUGCUCCCAAAAACACAAUGACCAUGCGUCUCAGUCGACGUGCUACCGCAGUGUCCAUCGCAGUCACUCUGACCACAGCCUGCGACAGUGGAUUGAACAACCCCUACAGCAAGCCAAGGAGGCCGACUCAAACAGGAGUAUUCGUGGUCGCCGAACCAGACGUUACAGCUUAAGGAACAAGUCCAGUCACCAAUCCCUAGACGGAAGCAGCAGUAUCCAUCGCAGUCACUCUGACCACAGCCUGCAACAGUGGAUUGAACAACCCCUACAACAAGCCAAUGAGGCCGACUUACUAAGCAGGAGUAGGCGUGGUCGCAGCACCAGUCGUCACAGGGCAACGAACAAGUCCAGUCACCAAUCCCUAGACGGAGCAGCAGUAUCCAUCGCAGUCACUCUGACCACAGCCUGCGACAGUGGAUUGAACAACCCCUACAGCAAGCCAAGGAGGCCGACUCAAAUAGGAGUAUUCGUGGUCGUCGAACCAGACGUUACAGCUUAA